This is a messenger RNA of Gasterosteus aculeatus aculeatus (three-spined stickleback), 728 nucleotides long. RefSeq lists its product as uncharacterized. Lineage: Eukaryota; Metazoa; Chordata; Actinopteri; Perciformes; Gasterosteidae. The record is from RefSeq and is a predicted model, not a curated record.
UGCGAGUGUUAAUAAGGCCCUGCCUGAAGAUCUCAGGCAGCACUCAGGCUCAUAGGGGCUCAAGAGCUCACUGAUGUAGGCAGGAGCGAGAUUGUUCAGAGCCUUAAAAACAAUAAACUGUAUAAACCCUCUUCUUCUUUCAGGUGACAGUUUUUCAGGUAGUGAGGAAUCCCGGACGGCCUGAUAAUUUUACGUUUACUGUUGAUGGAUCACUAAGGAACAUGACUGCUUACAUCACAGGAACAUCCUCUCUCACUUUUGAGCUCACCAGCUCAACAGGUGUUACUCAGAGUUCCAGUCAGUCCAGUGGCCCUCUGGCGUCUUUCACCACAGCAGGAAACCUGCACCGUUUAAACAUCAACACUGACAAUCAAACCGGAUUAUGGGAGAUUAGAGUUAACUCGAACGACCCCUACUCUGUCAAGGUCACAGGUCAAAGCUCAGUGAACUUCAUUUUCAAUCUCGUGGAAGCUGAUGAGGGAGGCCGCGGGGACUUCAGCCUGAAGGAGGGACGUCCGCUUUCAGGUGGGAAUGCCAGUCUCUUGGUCUCUGUGACAGAAAGUGACACGGUAAAGGUCACAGAGGUCACUCUGUUGGACAGCUCAGGGACAACAGAAGUCAACGGAUCACUGCAGGCAUGUUGCACAUUCACUUGAUGAACUUAAAAGAGCGACACAGAGUAGCUAGUCUCUACUUGCUUUAAAGUAAUUGUAGUUAUUGUUAGAACU